Messenger RNA from Laccaria bicolor S238N-H82, 165 nucleotides. RefSeq lists its product as uncharacterized. Lineage: Eukaryota; Fungi; Basidiomycota; Agaricomycetes; Agaricales; Hydnangiaceae. The transcript is spliced from 2 exons. The coding region runs from base 1 to 165 and encodes 54 amino acids. The record is from RefSeq and is a predicted model, not a curated record.
AUGAGGGCCGGGCAGUUCAACUUGUGCAAAAACAAACAGCGUGCAUCUUCUUGCCCGGGCCAAACCUUACACAGAUAUAACCUUGCUUGCCAUCAGAUUCAGCUCUCUGCGCACACUCCACCCUCACAAGCAUUCCGCUCGACACGAGGAUUUACGGGUGAAUAG